AGCCCGUCCCCCGGCGGCGGGGUGUAUGACCGCGGCGGGGCGGUAGGAUCGCGGCGGGGUUGGCGGCAGCCGGGUGCUGGAGCAGCGGUUGGAGCGGAGCGGAGCGGAGGAGCGCCGCACCGCACCGGGUUACUUGUGAAAGAUGGUGGAUCGCUUGGCAAACAGUGAGGCAAAUACUAGAAGAAUAAGUAUAGUGGAAAACUGCUUUGGAGCAGCUGGUCAACCUCUGACUAUUCCUGGUCGUGUUCUGAUUGGAGAGGGAGUACUAACAAAGCUGUGUAGGAAGAAGCCCAAAGCGAGGCAGUUUUUCCUGUUCAAUGACAUUCUUGUUUACGGUAACAUUGUCAUCCAGAAGAAGAAAUACAAUAAACAGCACAUAAUCCCACUGGAGAACGUCACUAUUGAUUCCAUCCAGGAUGAGGGAGACUUACGGAACGGGUGGCUAAUCAAAACACCCACAAAGUCUUUUGCAGUUUAUGCUGCCACUGCUACAGAGAAGUCUGAGUGGAUGAACCACAUAAAUAAGUGUGUGUCUGAUUUGCUUUCCAAAAGCGGGAAGACUCCUAGCAAUGAACAUGCAGCUGUCUGGGUACCAGACUCGGAAGCCACAGUGUGCAUGCGCUGUCAGAAAGCAAAAUUUACACCCGUCAACCGUCGUCACCACUGUCGCAAGUGUGGCUUUGUUGUGUGUGGGCCUUGCUCUGAAAAGAGGUUUCUUCUCCCGAGCCAGUCUUCCAAGCCUGUGCGAAUCUGCGACUUCUGCUAUGAUCUUCUUUCUACCGGGGAGAUGACUGCUUGUCAGUCCACCAGGUCAGACUCCUACAGCCAGUCACCGAAAUCAUCUUUAAAUGACGUAUCUGACGAUGAUGACGAUGAAGACAGUAGCGAUUAAGGGCCAACUGUUUUUUCCAUGUGUUGCAAUUUGUGUUUCAAACCGUAUGGAGCUGCUCUUGGGGAAGUCUGUAGUGAGGCUCCUCAGAAAAAUCCUGUUCUAGCCAUAAAAUAUGCCUGAAUAUCUUCAAUUGCGAUGUGCCUCAAUCGAUGAAUUCUCUAGGCAAUAGUUUUUUCACUCCUCUGCAGGGAUAGACUGUUGCAAAUGUUACCAGAAUAUUUUCCAACUUCUUAUACUUGAGCUGUGUCUAGGUUAGACGUUUGUGGAAGAUUGGAGAAUAAAAUGUACUUUCUUAAUUUAACAACCCAUACUUUCUAAGGCUUCAUAUUGCUACGUUGUUAAGUGUUUUUUUUCGGAUGUGGGGAGAAAAACUGUAAGCAUGCAUGGAAAGGUGAUGUUUUGGUUAAUCCCUUAGAUGAUCUUGUUUUUCUAACCAUCAUAUAAUAGGUUGAAAUGUGACGUAAUUUACAAACUUAAAUGUCACAAAUCUUGGAAAUUGUCUUGUUUUGCUCUUAUUUAUGACUUCCUAUGCCAAGCAGUGCCUUGUACCAAUUGUGCUGAUUCAGGAAGAAACAAACCUAUUCUAUGUUGUGUGUAUUUGCCUGAUGCUGGUAUCUGGGAGAUUGUUGGUGCUAUUGAUAAUAACUGCUGUGUUCAAAGUGGAGCUUUGACAGGGCCGUAGCUGUACCCCGUGGUGGGUGACGGAGACCCCAAUCACACAUCCUCACCCGUGCAGGCAGACUCAGAGACUCCGCAGAUUCCCACAGGCUUCGACGGGGUUCUCCUUUUAGGAGGUGCGUCGUGGGUUGGGAUCUUGAGAUGAGAAGCUUAGGCUGACUCUUUGUGGGGAUUUAUACGUUUUCUUUUCCGAACAGUUUCUAAGUUUCAUGUUUGUUAACUGCAUACUGAAAUUUUAGUUGGGUGAUAAAGCAUUUGGAUGUGAUGGCCUAUAUAUUUUUUUAAAUAAUUCCCCAAAAUGACACUAAAUUAUUUCUGAAAACAUUGGUGGGAGGGUUGUUUUUUUUUUUUUUUUUCCCUGGGAGUUUUAUUGGCUUGUUUAAAAAUAACCUCAUCUUUUCAACAAAAAGCCUGCAAGUAUCCUUAUAGAACUGGCUUCCUUUUUACACAGCUGACCUCAGGAUAAAUGUGAGAUGCAAGUUAUUUCAUUCUAAAUGUAUACCUAGGACCAAGAAGGAUGUAUUUAAGAACUACAGUGAAAUAGUCAGUGCAGACAAUGUCUCUACCAUAGUAUUCAUUUUUAUUUUUAAUACUUCUUGAAUUCAGAAAUGUCAUGUUCCCAUAUAAAUGUAAAAGUUAGACUUUCAAAGACAUGUUAAACCCCCAAAUACUAAGUUUCUGUGUUUUUAUAAUAGUAGUGGCAAUAUUGAAGCAGAAAGACCUCUUUGAAAUAGUUGUAUGAAUAUAUUAGCAACUGACUUUAUACAAACAAUGUUAAACUUUUGUAUCUCUAAGCGACAAUUUCUGCACUGUUUGCCUUGGUUGGCAAUGAUUGGGUUAAAUAUUUAUUGAAUAAACAAUCAAUGCUGCAUAUUGCA
Messenger RNA from Tyto alba (common barn owl), 2448 nucleotides. RefSeq names its product pleckstrin homology and FYVE domain containing 2 (gene PLEKHF2). The record is from RefSeq and is a predicted model, not a curated record. Gene Ontology annotation, molecular function: metal ion binding; phosphatidylinositol binding. The transcript has 2 exons. Bases 143 to 892 code for a protein of 249 amino acids. NCBI's taxonomy places the organism in Eukaryota, Metazoa, Chordata, Aves, Strigiformes, Tytonidae.